GCUGAAUAAUGGUCACCUCUCUGGCAGAAAACUAGCCGCACUGGGCAGUCGAACCUUGACUCGUCGAUGUAACUCAACCAACGAGCCCGUCGUGCGUCGUGUGCACGGCACUUAUAAAACCCGGAUGUGUCUUGCAAUGAUCGACAUGUUAAUAUUCCCCUUACCCGAGUGUCGUUCAGCGUAAUCGCAGCAGGCUUCGACAGACUCGCAGAGGUACACCUCCGUCACCCGGCCUCUUUACCCAUCCCAACGCAGCUCGCCGUCAUGGUGCACACCGUGGGUAUUUCGGGUCCAAACGGCAACGUUGGCAAAGCGACUCUCCCCCUCCUCGUCGCCGCUGCGCAACAGGGAAAGAUCAAGCUGGCCAUUCUCCAUCGUAAAGGCCAUGUCCCGUCCCAAGCUCCAGCACACGAGAACAUCGAACUCAGGGCCAUCAACUACGAGGAUUCCGUGGACCAACUCGCGCGGAAGAUGCAAGGGAUCAAUGUGUUCAUUUCAUGCGUUGGCUUCGAGGGCAUCCCGUAUGAAGCCAAGGUCGUCGAGGCUCUUUCUCGCUCUCCCGACCUCGUCACAUACAUCCCCUGCAGCUACUCCGCCAGGUGGAGCCAGGCAGAGCUCCACGACCCUGCCCUCGGGCCCAUACUCAACUUCAUGUACACUGGCGUGAACAAGGCGAAGGAACUGGGCCUCUCUGUCACGACAUUCUACACCGGUGUCUUUGACCUCUACUGGUUCGAGUAUGGCUUCAUCGGUGCUCCCCUGAAGGAAAACACCGUCUGGGCCAAUUCAAAGCAGCUUGCCAACCCCUUUCCAAUCACGGUGAUGGAGCAUCUGGGUGCUGCCCUGGCUCGCGUAGCAACAUCUGAUCCCAGCUCCAUCAAGGGCCAGCAAUACUCUGUUGUGACCUUUUCGCCUACAGGCAACGAGCUUGUCGAGCUGUAUACGAAGCUGAACGGUGCGCCGACCAAGGUCAAAGACUUCACUGAUGCAGAUCGUGCGGCCCUCAGAGCGGAUGCGGAGAAUAACGGGGCCAUCAGAGCAGGCUAUUGGGACCACUGGGCGGGCAAUACAUGGGCAUACGAAGCGGAUGGCAUCACAGGUGACAAGAACUACCAGGGCCCGAGUUUGGAAGAGGUUGGGCGGCGGUUCUUGUAGGUUGCACUCGUCAUGGUGGGGUUUGCGUGCAAUGAUAAGGUAGAAGUUGAUGGUAUUUAUUCAUGGCUGCUGUCUGUCGUGAAGGGCGGCAAGGCUCUAACCGCUUUCGAUGCGCCAAGCGGAGA
Messenger RNA from Neohortaea acidophila, 1280 nucleotides. RefSeq lists its product as uncharacterized. The record is from RefSeq and is a predicted model, not a curated record. Bases 265 to 1155 code for a protein of 296 amino acids. NCBI's taxonomy places the organism in Eukaryota, Fungi, Ascomycota, Dothideomycetes, Mycosphaerellales, Teratosphaeriaceae. The transcript has 3 exons.